CAAAAGACGAACGCUGAAAAGACCCCAACGGGAACGGAACAAAUUGAAGCUAUUGCCAGGUGUAAGAGACGCCCUUGUGCGGAUUAGAGUAAUCGGGUGCCACAUCAAUGGCCGCCGCGCUGUUCGGAAGCUAUUCCGUACCACCGCUGCUUUCUUCCAAUGGAAGCAGUUAUACCCAACCACCACUCCGAAAACCAGGACGCGUAUUACCUCUGCGCGGAAACAAUGGCAGCUCGGGAAGCUUACGGCCCGUGGUCGUCCAUGGCGAUCCACCUACUUUCGUCUCCGCUCCCGGCCGCAGAAUUAUCGCCGUUGGGGAUUUGCACGGAGACAUUGAUAAGGCGAGGCGGGCGUUUGAGAUUGCCGGCGUCCUGAGUUGUGAUGGUCAGGACUUAUGGAUUGGUGGAGAAACAGUGUUGGUUCAGCUUGGGGAUAUACUUGAUCGUGGAGAAGAUGAACUGGCAAUCUUAUCCUUGUUGAGGUCAUUGGAUAUUCAGGCAAAAGCUCGCGGUGGAGCAGUUUUCCAGGUAAUUGGAAAUCAUGAAACCAUGAAUGUAGAAGGGGAUUUCAGAUAUGUUACUUCUGGGGCAUUCAAUGAGUGUAUGGUUUUCCUCGAGUACUUAGAAGAGCAUGGAGGUGACUGGGAAAAAGCCUUUCCGAAUUGGUUUUCCGAGCGUGAUAGGUGGAAGCAGGAAAGGAAUAUGUCUCAAAGUUGUGGGGAUAGCUUGCAAUUGUUUAAGAGGCAAAAAGGUGUUAGAGCAAGAUCAAUCCUCCUCAGGCACGGUGGUCCAUUAGCCUCUGAGUUGUCGCGUCAUGGUGUGAUUCUCAAAGUUAAUGACUGGCUUUUUUGCCAUGGUGGCACUCUUCCUCAUCAUGUUUCAUAUGGAAUAGAGAGAAUUAACCGAGAAGUGUGUCAUUGGAUGAGAGGUCUUGUUGAUGGAGAAGAACAUCCACAGAUCCCUUUCGUAGCUACCAGAGGCUAUGAUAGUGUUGUAUGGAGUCGGUUAUACUCCAAGGACUACUCGGAUAUAGAAAACUACCAAAUGAAUCAGAUCCAAUCUAUUGUUGAAGAGACACUCAAGGUCUUAGGUGCUAAAGCAAUGGUUGUGGGACAUACACCGCAACCCUUGGGAGUGAAUUGGUAUUUGCAUCUUAGCUUUACCAAAAAACUAUUUUAUUUGAAUUUAAGAUCCUAGCUUUCCAUAUUUCAUUUUAAUAACCUGCAAUUUACUAAGGGGCUGUUCAGCCUCUUAAUGGUUCAGAUGUCUGAAUGGUUCAACACUUAAUGGUUCAGACUGUUUGUUUCAGCCUCUUAAUGGUUCAGAUGUCUGAAUGGUUAAGAGAUUUGCCUCUGAAUGGUUAAGUAUUAUACAGAGUCUGAAUGGUUAAGACCUCUUAUCUGAAUUGAUCAGACAUUUGCCUCUGAAUAGUUAAGCAAUAUACUAGCUCUUAAUGGUUCAGACCUCUUACUGGUUCAGCCUUACCUAUUCAGAAGUUGUCAAACAGCCCCUAAUUUGGUUGCCCUGCUACAAAUGUAAUUGUAGCAUAUGACACUAGACUAAACGCCCUAGAUGAUCUACAGUACAGUAAAAAUGAAAAGAAGUCGAUUAGCGUACAUGUUUUAUGCAUGUUUUGAGACUUACAGGCAUUUGCAUUCUACUGCAACUUGCCCACUUCAUUUUCUCUUUAGGGUGCUCGAUGAAGAGUGGCCUAAGGGGAAGGCAAAAUGCUGAGGAUUUGUUUCAUAUAUUUGGUUUAAAUUUGGACAAACUCAAACCUUAAUAUAACACAACAAGAGAAACUUUCUUAACACAAUUAAACAAACACCUUAGAUGUUCAUAACACACUUUUAUAGAAACUUUCUUUUGUAACUUGUCUCAGAAUUCUUUCCUAAAUACGAGGUAGUCAAUACUAAUAUGGGUGCAUUUUACUUUCUGCCAUAUAUUUGGAAUUGGAAAAGGGGAUUAGAAGAUAUGAGGUUAGGUAUGAUAGAUGAUAUCUGGUAUUUGGUUUGUAUUCGGCAACCAAAAUAGGGUUUUAGUUUCACCCCUACCCACCAACUCUUCGCUUUCUUCUAUUAUUUUCUCCAAGCUGCUGUGGUGCGUUCUACCAGAGUCACUGUGAUGACGCCCUCGACCAUUGGCAAAAGGAUGACUCUAGCAAGAGGCUUGAUGCUGCCACCACCUCCGGCCAAUGACAUUGUCUUUGACCAGCAAGGCAUUAGAGAUUGCAUUCCAUUGAUAUUUUUGGAGUCAUGAUGACAUCAGAGAUCUGCUGCUACUGUUGGUGGCUGGCAGAUUGGAGAUCAAAUGAAGUGGGUUGAUGAAUAUAAAAUAUGAGGGAAUGAGUUUGAUAGGGUUUAUGUAAUGGGUUUUGAGAAUCAAUAUCCGUUAACAAACAAGAAGUACUAUGUGUCAGGGAAUCUCAUACUCAUUUCUGAUAGUGAUACCCGAGUGAACCGAAGAUGCCUUAAUUAGAUGCAAUUGAUGUUGCUCCCUUUGAAUACAUGAACAACAAAAGUUACCUUAGGUAAUUGUAAUUUUCAUAGAGACAGUAGGACACAUAACAAUACACCCUAUUUAAUGAACCAUCGUUAAUAAAGGUGUAGAAAAAUAUACCAAAAAAAAGAGAUUGUUUUUUGGGUUCAAACAAACCAAGCCCAAUUUGAACGUAUGCAUGCUCGGUAAUAUAUACAGUACAACCGA
Messenger RNA from Cuscuta campestris, 2705 nucleotides. The record is from the annotation of a GenBank genome assembly. NCBI's taxonomy places the organism in Eukaryota, Viridiplantae, Streptophyta, Magnoliopsida, Solanales, Convolvulaceae.